Messenger RNA from Pseudo-nitzschia multistriata, 885 nucleotides. The record is from the annotation of a GenBank genome assembly. NCBI's taxonomy places the organism in Eukaryota, Bacillariophyta, Bacillariophyceae, Bacillariales, Bacillariaceae.
GUCGAUCCGGAUAUUGUUCUUCUUCCUUCCUCGUUUGUUCCCAUCCUUUGCAUAAUACUUUUCUUUGGUGUCUUGAAAAGGUGUGUCCCUGCCGAAUCUAUCAUCCUUCUGUUCGAUGCCCAUGGUUUAAUCUAGAAGUUUUUGCACGAGCAAUCAUCAUCUAUAGUCGCUAGAACAUAGUAGUAGUAUCUCUUGUUGGAGAAGCUCAUCCAAACCCCUGUUCUGUUCAUUCCUUUUCUUUCGCAAUGCCUCGCCAACGGGACAAAUAGGUUUAGAUCAAAGACAGCAUAGCUAAUUUUUGCGUCCAAACGGCAGUCAAUGUUUCAAGUCCAACUUCUAUUAUGUCUGAUCUUCCUAACACUUGCGCAAGCAGAAUCACAUUACAUACGUGGAGAGACAGUAAACCCUGCAUCACGGAUCGUGAACAAUAACAGCAACGGUUAUCACUUUCGAAGCAGCAACAGCGGCAACGAUGAUACCACGGGGCAGCGCUCGACCUCUUCCCGUCCCGGAAUGAACAACAAGGACCGCCUCCAGCGCAUCUUGGAAUUCCAAGCGGUCAAGAAAUUUUCCGGGAGCCAGCCCACACGCAAGACUCCGUAACCCCGAGCAAAAACGCACACGGGGAAUUCACCCUCGGUGGAGAAGGAAUGGAGACACGCCCGAAGACGAGCUUCGUUUGGUCCCAUUCACAGCGGGUUUCCAACUACAAUACAUGCUUACAUUGCACCGGUUCGAUCCAUCCUAUUUGUUGUGGAUGCGGAUUGCCACCACGGUUCGAACUCUUCUUUUUACGCUAUUCCGAGAUCCUUUGGUCUCCCACGUACCCUUACCUCCAUAGAAUGUAUUCUCGUUUUAAUUUUUUAUUUAAUUUUUUUUAAAACA